AAAAAGAUUGCGAUUUUCAAUAAUGUAGAAAAAAUGUCUUAAACGAAAGAAAAAUUAAUCAUUUCAGAGAGUUUCUAUUAGGAUCGUUGCUAGUUAGACCAUUCAAAUGAAGAUAAGCCUAAGUGUGAGUUCAUUUCAGUAAAACUAUGAAAUACUUCAUCCUCAUCUUGGUAGUCUUCAUCUCAAUUAGUGCUAUCAUUGCAGAGAGUGGUGAAGCUUCAGAGAGGCAAGAUGAAGAAGAUGAAGAAAUUAAACAGUUUGAGAGCGAAGAUCGCAAAGAACGAGAUAUUCCCAGAUACUACGAUCCAGCAGUAAUGACCAAAAAUAAGCGCUGAUGUCGGUUUACUAUUGAGGCACAAAAUACGAUCUGAAGAAGGAAGAUGCUGCUUUUGUUAAAUGAAUGUACAAAUAUCAGAAAAAGUGUAAAUAAAUUUGAUCGAACCGAAAACGAUUAUUAAAUGAAAUUGUUAAUUAUUAAAUGAAAAAAAAUUAUCGAAUGAAAUUUUUGAUUUAAACU
Messenger RNA from Loa loa (African eye worm), 517 nucleotides. RefSeq lists its product as hypothetical. The coding region runs from base 147 to 335 and encodes 62 amino acids. The record is from RefSeq and is a predicted model, not a curated record. The transcript has 3 exons. NCBI's taxonomy places the organism in Eukaryota, Metazoa, Nematoda, Chromadorea, Rhabditida, Onchocercidae.